Kickxella alabastrina is the source of this 236-nucleotide messenger RNA. RefSeq lists its product as uncharacterized. The record is from RefSeq and is a predicted model, not a curated record. The coding region runs from base 47 to 208 and encodes 53 amino acids. NCBI's taxonomy places the organism in Eukaryota, Fungi, Kickxellomycota, Kickxellomycetes, Kickxellales, Kickxellaceae. The transcript has a single exon.
CUGUGUACUUUUCUCACAGCAUAUCGGCUGGCAGCAGCAGAAGAAAAUGCAAUGGAGAUGGCAAAUCCACAGAUGGUGCAGCUGCUGGAGCUGGGCACUGUCGAUGUCAUCCCCGCGUGUGUCUGCAAGGAUGACCAGGGCAUGCCCCCAUGGGGCAUUGGGUUUCUGCAUGAGUUUGUGUCGUGAAGCCUUGGCAAGGCACAUCUGACAGCAAAUCCUGGGUUGGUGCAUUGGCC